This is a messenger RNA of Poecilia latipinna (sailfin molly), 2115 nucleotides long. It is a transcript of the gene det1, whose product is annotated as DET1 partner of COP1 E3 ubiquitin ligase. Bases 307 to 1962 code for a protein of 551 amino acids. The transcript has 9 exons. Gene Ontology annotation, biological process: positive regulation of proteasomal ubiquitin-dependent protein catabolic process; protein ubiquitination. Lineage: Eukaryota; Metazoa; Chordata; Actinopteri; Cyprinodontiformes; Poeciliidae. Gene Ontology annotation, cellular component: nucleus; cullin-RING ubiquitin ligase complex. Gene Ontology annotation, molecular function: ubiquitin protein ligase binding; ubiquitin-like ligase-substrate adaptor activity. The record is from RefSeq and is a predicted model, not a curated record.
UAGGUGGUGGCGCUGUGACCCGCAGUCUUCUUCUUCGUUUCCUGUCCGCUUCCUUAACAACAAACGGAGCAAAAGCUGUAGAUUUUCUCGGACUGUUUGAGGAAAUAUGGUUUAUAAGCGCUACAUUUGCACUUAGUUUGGGAUUUUAUGAUAUAAAUGACGCCGGAUGUCUCAGUUUAAGUGGAGUGAGAUGCCGAAGAUCUUGAAAUUGACUCAUUAACGCAGACGGGACAAUGCUAACUCAUUUUUCUUACCUGAUCACCCGUCUAACGUAGCGACGUUUGAAACGGUUCUCUGAUUGCCACCAUGGAAGAGGACGUCCUGACCCUGAAGCCCAGGCGGAUCCAGAACCAGAACGUCGUCUACCGCCUGGAGAAGCGAAGGGUCUGCUCCGGUCGACCCGGGGCCCACUGGUACCGGGUUCGCUGCUUUCACCAGAACCUGUUCCCAAACUUCACCGUGGUGAACGUGGAGAAGCCACCCUGCUUCCUCAGGAAGUUCUCACCGGAUGGACGCUACUUCAUCGCCUUCUCCUCGGACCAGACGUCGCUGGAGAUUUAUGAAUACCAAGGCUGCCAGGCAGCUCAGGACCUGCUGAGAGGCCAGGAAGGAGAGACUCUGUCCACUGCCAAUGACCAGUGCUCCCUCAACAUCCGCAGCCGCCUCUUCCAGCGCUUCUUCUCGCUGCUCCACGUCACCAACGUGGCUUCGAACGGAGAGCACCUGAACCGUGAGUGCAGCCUCUUCACCGACGACUGCAGAUACGUCAUCGUCGGCUCUGCCGUCUACGUCCCCGACGAUCCGCCGCCGUACUUCUUCGAGGUGUAUCGCAACAACGAGUCAGUGACUCCCAACCCGCGGUCUCCACUGGAGGAUUACUCCCUGCACAUCAUUGACCUGCACACCGGCAGGCUGUGCGACACCAGGUCCUUCAAGUGUGAUAAGAUCAUCCUGUCUCACAACCAGGGCCUCUACCUCUACAGGAACAUCCUGGCCGUGCUGUCGGUCCAACAGCAGACCAUCCACGUCUUUCAGGUGACGCCUGACGGGACAUUUCUGGACGUGAGGACGAUCGGGCGCUUCUGUUACGAGGACGACCUGCUGACGCUGUCAGCGGUUUACGCAGAAGCUCAAGCGGAGAGCCAGACCGGCUUCCCACGGCUCUACACAGACAAAACCAUCAACUCCCUGAAGCACAGGCUGCUGGUGUACCUGUGGCGGCGAGCCGAGCAGGACGGCAGCGCCACCGCCAAGAGGAGGUUUUUCCAGUUCUUCGAUCAGCUCAGGCGGCUCCGGAUGUGGAAGAUGCAGCUGCUGGACGAGCAUCACCUCUUCAUCAAGUACACCAGCGAAGACGUGGUGACGCUCAGAGUCACCGACCCGUCGCAGCCAUCGUUCUUCGUGGUGUACAACAUGGUGUCCACGGAAGUUCUGGCCGUGUUCGAGAACACGUCGGACCAGCUGCUGGAGCUGUUUGAGAACUUCUGUGACCUGUUCAGGAACGCCACGCUGCACAGCCAGGCUGUCCAGUUUCCCUGCUCCGCCUCCUCCAACAACUACGCCCGCCAGGUCCAGAGAAGAUUCAAAGACACCAUAGUGAACGCCAAAUAUGGUGGCCACACGGAGGCGGUGCGGCGGCUGCUCGGUCAGCUGCCCAUCAGCGCCCAGUCAUACAGCAGCAGCCCUUACCUCGACCUGUCGCUCUUCAGCUACGACGACAAGUGGGUGUCGGUGAUGGAGAGGCCCAAGACCUGCGGAGACCACCCCAUCAGGUUUUACGCCCGUGAUGCCGGGCUGCUGAAGUUUAAGAUCCAGGCGGGCCUUCUGGGUCGACCCGUUAACCACGCCGUGCGGCGCCUGGUCGCCUUCACCUUCCAUCCCUUCGAACCGUUCGCCAUCUCCGUUCAGCGGACCAACGCGGAGUACGUGGUCAACUUCCACAUGAGACACGUCUCCGCGUGACGGAGGAGAGUCGUCCUCCGCUCCUCACUCAGGGAUCCUGGACAUUUUUGUUUGCAAACGUCCAGACUCGAGUUUUCACUGGAUUUUAAAGUCUAGACAUAAAAACUCAGAGGAGAUGUUCUCACAGCUGGAUUUCAAUAUGAAACCAAAAAA